CAGUCAAGGAAACCAAAUCUAUCAAGGAAACUCUAAUCUCCUAUCAGCGUCAAUAUUUUUUCCAAUAAGAAUGGACACCAAAUCGAUCAUUAGUUUCUCCCUGAGGUGUGUUCUCUCUCAUCGUUAAUCGUUCAAAUAAGCGAAUUAGAAUUUCAGAAUCGAUCUACAGUCGAAGUGAAGUGUUCACUGUCUUACGAACCAAUGUCGAAAGACAGCCAGGAGUGUUUAGCGAUGGAAAAUUUUAGAAUGGCUGUUCGGGAAAAAGCAAGCCUGUGUUCAAACAAACCCUUAACGGAGACCCAAAAAAGUCUAAUUGAUGAAGCCAUUCGAAAGUUCUUCACCCACACGGCCACCCCCGAUCAUCCCACCUACUCUCAGAUGAUCCAUAGGGCAAUUCGAGAGUUGAACGAGGAAGGUGGUUCUAGUGAAGAGUCAAUAUCAAAUUUUAUUAGGAAGGAGUAUAAUGAUCAAUUGCCAUGGGCACAUUCUACAUUCUUGAAUCAUCAUCUGAGGAAACUUUCUGAGAGUGGUGAGAUUGAUUGGACUCUUCACGAUUCUUAUUUGCUUCCUGGUGCAAUCACGAAACACUCUAGCUGUGGCUCUAAGAGGAAGGAACCGAAGAGAAAGCCGAGCAAGAAGCAGCAAAAGCGGGGCAAGAAGCAGGAGGGAACAGAACUGGUGCAAUCAGAAUAUCAAUUGAAAGAACCAAGGGAAGUCAUUGAAGAACAAAAUCGAGUUGAUGAUGGUGAGAAGGGUGAUGGUAGGAAAUUAAAGGUAGUGCCUGUUGAGUCUCUUGAGCCCAUUAUGGAAGAAGAAAAGAAAGAAUUAGGUGUGCAGCCACAACAGCAAUUAGGUCUUCCAGUAGCAGAAUUGGAUCAGCUGGAGCAGUGGACACAGGAGAAGCCACAAUAUAUGCAAUUAUGGCCUCCACCUCCCAUAGCUGGACCAACAACAGCUACAAGUAUGAGGCAAUUACAGCCUCUACCUCCCAAAGCUACAAGAAUGACCGAAUCGUCGCCCUCACAACAUCAGCAUGAGCAACCAGAGUGCCAAGCCCAAGUGUGGAUUCCCCAACCAAAACCGGUUAUGGCUACAGUAGUGUUGCCUUCAUCUAAUCAGCACCAACAAGAGGAGCAGCAAUUAGGUCUUCCAGUAGCAGAAUUGGAUCAGCUGGAGCAGUGGGCACAGGAGAAGCCACAGCAUAGGCAAUUUUGGCCUCCACCUCCCACAGCUGGACCAACAACAGCUACAAGUAUGAGGCAAUUACAGCCUCUACCUCCCAAAGCUACAAGAAUGACCGAAUCGUCGUCCUCACAACAUCAGCAUGAGCAAACAGAGUGCCAAGCCCAAGUGUGGAUUCCCCAACCAAAACCGGUUAUGGCUACAGUAGUGUUGCCUUCAUCUAAUCAGCACCAACAAGAGGAGCAGCAAUUAGGUCUUCCAGUAGCAGAAUUGGAUCAGCUGGAGCAGUGGGCACAGGAGAAGCCACAGCAUAGGCAAUUUUGGCCUCCACCUCCCACAGCUGGACCAACAACAGCUACAAGUAUGAGGCAAUUACAGCCUCUACCUCCCAAAGCUACAAGAAUGACCGAAUCGUCGUCCUCACAACAUCAGCAUGAGCAACCAGAGUGCCAAGCCCAAGUGUGGAUUCCCCAACCAAAACCGGUUAUGGCUACAGUAGUGUUGCCUUCAUCUAAUCAGCACCAACAAGAGGAGCAGCAAUUAGGUCUUCCAGUAGCAGAAUUGGACCAGCUGGAGCAGUGGGCACAGGAGAAGCCACAGCAUAGGCAUUUUUGGCCUCCACCUCCCACAGCUGGACCAACAACAGCUACAAGUAUGAGGCAAUUACAGCCUUUACCUCCCAAAGCUACAAGAAUGACCGAAUCGUCGCCCUCACAACAUCAGCAUGAGCAACCAGAGGGCCAAGCCCAAGUGUGGAUUCCCCAACCAAAACCUUAUAUGGCUGCAGUAGUGCAGGAAUUGUUGCCUUCAGCUAAUCAGCACCAACAAGAGGAGCAGCAAGCACCAUCAUUGCAAGGCCAAGGAAAUGCUCCUAAUGUUAGAGGCCGGGGGAGACCUAAGAAGCAGCAGGAGCAACAGAAGCAGCAGGAACAACCAAAGCGUCGAGGGAGGCCUCCUAAGCCCAAAUCAACUGGCAGUAUAGAUAUGAAGAGUCUUGAAGACUCGGUGAAGCAGCAGCAGCAGCAAACGCAGCCCUAGUGUGGGUACUAAAGCUGGACUAAGGAAUUCAAGGACAGUAACUGUGGUAAGUGAAAUUUUGUACUUUUGACUAGCAUCAACACCAUAGUGGUUGGUUUAUGCAACAUAGUAUACUUCAACUGUGUUCUUGUCACUGGCAGUCAUUGCUUAGUUAAUUAAUUUGUUGCUGUUGUAUAUGAGUUGGUUUUGAUUC
Molecule: messenger RNA, 2413 nt
Organism: Cornus florida
Lineage: Eukaryota; Viridiplantae; Streptophyta; Magnoliopsida; Cornales; Cornaceae
Exons: 2
Coding region: 202-2220 (672 amino acids)
Biological process (GO): nucleosome assembly; negative regulation of DNA recombination; chromosome condensation
Cellular component (GO): nucleolus; nucleosome; nucleus
Molecular function (GO): nucleosomal DNA binding; double-stranded DNA binding
Source: RefSeq, a predicted model, not a curated record